Messenger RNA from Sturnus vulgaris (Common starling), 5129 nucleotides. RefSeq names its product protein O-mannosyltransferase 2 (gene POMT2). Gene Ontology annotation, molecular function: mannosyltransferase activity. NCBI's taxonomy places the organism in Eukaryota, Metazoa, Chordata, Aves, Passeriformes, Sturnidae. Gene Ontology annotation, biological process: protein O-linked glycosylation. The record is from RefSeq and is a predicted model, not a curated record. Gene Ontology annotation, cellular component: membrane.
AUGGCGCCGCGCCAGCGGGAGCCCCGCCGGGGCCCGGGGGAGCCGGCGCGUCCCGCCCCGCCCGCCGCCACCCGCCCGGCCGCGCUGGCCCUCGUCACCCUCCUCAGCUUCGCCUCCCGCUUCCACCGCCUGCGGGAGCCGCCGCACGUAUGUUGGGAUGAAACUCAUUUUGGGAAGAUGGGAAGUUACUACAUUAAUCGGACCUUCUUCUUUGAUGUCCAUCCCCCUUUGGGGAAGAUGCUGAUUGGACUUGCUGGCUACCUUAGUGGCUAUGAUGGUACAUUUCCUUUCCAAAAGCCAGGGGAUCGAUAUGAGCAGCACAACUACCUAGGGAUGAGAGGGUUUUGUGCAUUUCUUGGCUCCUGUCUGGUUCCCUUUGCCUACCUCACGGUGUUGGAACUGUCAAAGUCAUUGCCAGCAGCCUUACUCACAGCUUUCAUCCUUAUUUUUGAUACAGGCUGUAUUACAUUGUCCCAAUAUAUUCUGCUGGAUCCCAUCCUAAUGUUCUUUCUCAUGGGAGCUGUUCUGAGUAUGGUGAAAUGUAACAGCUGUGCAGACAGGCCAUUUUCUGCCUCCUGGUGGUUCUGGCUCAGUCUGACUGGUGUGAGCCUUGCUGGAGCAAUGGGGGUAAAAUUUGUUGGCCUUUUUGUAGUCCUCUUGGUUGGCCUGAACACAAUCUAUGACCUAUGGGACUUGCUGGGGAACCUCAGCCUGUCACUGGUCAUGUUUGGGAAACAUUUACUGGCUCGUGUACUCUGCCUCAUCGUGCUCCCACUUGCCCUCUACACGGCUAUGUUUGCUGUUCAUUUUGCAGUGUUAAAUAGAAGUGGUCCUGGGGAUGGUUUCUUCAGUUCAGCUUUUCAAUCGCAGCUGAUUGGGAACAAUCUUCAUAAUGUCUCCAUUCCAGAGCAUUUGGCAUAUGGGUCUGUGGUCACAAUGAAGAACCUUCGGAUGGCAGGGGGAUACCUUCACUCCCACUGGCACCUCUAUCCAGAGGGCAUUGGGGCUCGCCAGCAGCAGGUCACUGCCUACUUACAUAAAGAUUUGAAUAACCUGUGGCUCAUAAAGAAGCAUGAUUCAGAUACAGAUCUGUCUGACCCCUCAAGCCCUGUGGAGUUUGUGAGGCAUGGAGAUAUUAUUCGUCUGGAACAUAAAGAAACUUCUAGAAAUCUGCACAGUCACCAGCAUGAGGCUCCCCUGACAAGGAAGCAUUUUCAGGUCACUGGCUAUGGAAUAAAUGGAACAGGAGACUCCAAUGACUUCUGGAGGAUUGAAGUGGUAGGCAGAAAGACUGGGAAGCUCAUCAAAGUCCUACGGAGUCAGGUCAGGCUAACCCAUGUGGCCACAGGGUGUAUAUUGGGAUCUUCUGGAAAGACUCUGCCAAAAUGGGGCUGGGAACAAGUAGAAGUCACCUGCACACCAUACCUGAAGGAGACACCCAAUUCCCUCUGGAACUUUGAAGAUCAUAUUAACCCUAAAUUGCCCAAUAUCAGCCUGGAUGUUUUGAAGCCUUCUUUUGCAGAAAUUCUGCUAGAAUCCCACAUGGUUAUGAUCCGGGGAAACAGCGGCCUCAAACCAAAGGACAAUGAAGUUACAUCCAAACCUUGGCACUGGCCCAUCAACUACCAGGGGCUGCGUUUUUCUGGUGUCAAUGAGACGGAUUAUCGGGUUUAUUUGCUUGGAAACCCGGUGAUAUGGUGGCUAAAUCUGGUCACUAUUGGGUUAUAUCUUCUGAUAACACUUUGCACUGCAGUGGCACUGAAGAGAGGUGUCCAGCUGACAUCUGAACUCAAAGAACUGUCCAGAGUUGUGCUACGAGCUGGAGGGCAGAUCACACUGGGCUGGCUCCUUCAUUACCUCCCUUUUUUUAUGAUGGGACGAGUUCUCUACUUCCACCACUACUUUCCUGCAAUGCUUUUUUCCAGCAUGUUGACAGGAAUCACCUGGGAUGCACUACUGAAGUUCUGUGCUGUGUUCUUGUCAUGCAGCACUACAGCUAGAAAGGUAUAUGGAGGUGGAUUCCUGGCACUGGUUCUGCUCAUCCUGUACAGCUUCUACCUCUUCCAUCCACUGUCCUAUGGGAUGAUAGGACCCAUGGCCACCAGCCCUAACAGCCCCAUGGCAGGGCUCCGGUGGAUGGACUCCUGGGAAUUCUAGAGCAAAGGAAGCCUGGGAGCAGCGGAUCAGAAACAGGAGAUCUGCUGCAUGUCAGGCUGAUUCUGGUGCUUUGAAGACAUGACUAUAAAAUGCCCUCUCUGGAGAACUCUGGGUAUAGUAACCCUGUUGCUUUGUCAUUUGUUUGCACUGCCUGCAUUGGAAGAUGCAGAGGAUGAGAAGGUCCCCUUAAAUUAAGAGACUCAUGUCCUGAAUCCUUAGGUUAUAUUAAUGGACAACUGGCUGCCUAAAUGCCAAUUCCUUGAAGCAGUAUAUGUCAGUCAAACGGCAGUGGCAUUCCAGCAGCCAGACCAGUACAGGUUGGAGGCUGUCUGCAGUUGCAUGUACACUGUGUGUGUGUGUGUUUCUUCCUUCUUGUAAUCUAAGCACCACUACAGUUUGAAGCACUAUAGGACUUCUAUCAUGAUUAACAACAUUUCUUAUGGUGAGAUUUUCAAAAGCUUACUGUAAGUAUCUGGGGACCUUCAUUCUACCUGCCUUGGCUAUUUGAAGGUUUUUUUGUUCUGACCCUGGAAUUUUAAAAUUUGACUGAAAGGGUCUGUUUGAAAUCUCCUGAGCCAUUGUGCCUUGCCUGUCUCCCAGGCCCUCUGCAGAGAUGGAAAUUGUUUAUUCCUAUAUAUUGCCUUGCUUUCUGGUCACCUUUAAUAAUUUAUACAACUCACCUAGUAGGUCUGUUUUCAGGGCCAGACUGUUCCAGCUCAGCUCUUUGUAGCUUCUUUCAGUUCUGUCUGAAGGUGCCAAGGAAAUUACAGUAGAAAUGGCAGGUGAUAUAUUUUCAGCCCCCUGAAAAUUUUCAUUUUCAGUAUGCCAUGGAGACCAGCAUGAGGAUGUACUAGAGACUGUAAUGAUAGCUUGAAAAUCUUACAGCUGUCAUUCAGCUUUUGUUCCCAGCUAUUUCAGUGCCAGUGCCUGUGCUUUUAGGGGAAGGCUUCAUUUCAAUGCAUGUGGCAUCUGCAAAAUUGGCUGCUGGUGCCAAAGUAUCUGCUCAGUGUUCCAUAUUGAAAAAGUUCCUUCUCUAGACUGCUGAACAUCAAAUUACAAGGAAAUGUGAGGACAGGCAAAAAUUCUUUGUCUGUGAAGUGUCAAGAGCUAUUGGAUGAUGAAUCCACCCCUUCCAAGAAAGCAGAAUUUGAUUUAUCAGGUGCCUUUGUCCUGUGUUAGGUCUAUUUUUGUCUAUGUUUCUUUUAUUCUGUUUCCUACUCUUCAUCCAGUGUCUAUUUCCUGUCACAGUUCAAGUUGCUACCUUGUAGCAUCCUACAUGAAUGACACUUAGAUCAUAGCUGUAUUCCUAUCUCAGGAAGUAAUAUUUUAAAAACUCUUUUGUGUAUGUUUCAAUUAACUCAUGCCUUUAAUUUCAGAGUUCUUGCUUUUCUUCACAGCCUUGCAUCAAAAUUACAGGUAGACAGAGAGUAGCAGGUCGGUGUGUCUGCCUUUAUACAUGGACUGUGCAUUUAUUUCUCUUACCAAAUCUUGGAUUCCAAUACAUUUCCUGCCACACAGAAGGGCUGCAUUAGCGUAGUUAGUUGUUCUGUGGGGAGGGACUAGACUCCAGUCAGACUUGCUUUGGUUCCUCUUUAAUAGAGAUCCAUAGCAUUGUUCAGUAAGGCAGCUGCUUGCUUUGUAAGGCUCUGGCUUGGUGUGUCACAUCUCUCAAGAAACUGAUUCCUGUAGAUGCUAGCUCAGAUGGGAUGGACCUGUGCUUUUGAUUGUAAAGGUUUUGAGUUGGUCACCUGCUGCUUAUACAUGGUGGGAAGUCAUAGCAGUAAUUAGCUGCUGGGUUUGAUGAUUCUUUUCCACUUGUUAUUGCAGGAAGUGCUCCUACCUGCAUGAGCCAGGGGUUCACAGAGGUGAUAUAUAGGCAAGACUGUCGUGGGGGAAGGCUGCAAACUUCUUCAGAACCUGCCAGAUCUGACAGCAGCAGCAAAUUGUUAACUGUUGGCAAUGUGGAAGGCAGAAAGUACAGUGCUACCUUGUAAUAAUGUGAUCCAGCAUCUUCUACUCUUGGUGAGAUUAUUGACUUAAUACAUUGCUAUCCUCAAUAUGAGCUUUCCCUAAGAUAGUGCUAUUGUCAUGGGGAGGAUUUGCCAGAAGAGCAAAAAAAAUCAUGCGAAAGCCAUGAUUUAAAGUGCCGUUUUUUCCAGCACAUACAAUUAUACACUUCCCUUUAUCAUUAACAACAACAAAAAAAAAACUAAGAAACUUGCGAGUGUUUUGGAAUUACUGUUUUUCACACCCUUUAUUCAUCAUAUUAAACCUUGGGAAUGCAAAAAUUGAGUCAGUAACCUUGGUCUCUUCAGUUAUUAUGAAGGAGUCAGUUUUGUAGGAGUUGCCUGAGGAAGAUGAACUGUUCCUUGGCUAGGAUCCCUCCAUCCCUUUUUACUAAUAAUCUUUUGGAUGUGGACUGGCAGCUGAGUGCUGAAGGGUGCUAAUUUAAUGUUCUCAUCCCACCUUCCUGUGCACAAGUCCAGCUUCUGUUUCAACACAGACAAAAGGUUUAUUUUUAUUUAGGACUGUCACUUCAGAAAUUCUCUUGACAGCAUUUGAUUGACAUUGAGACUAUUUCUUAGGUCUUGUGUGCUGGUAAGGGGGUGGAGGCAUACAGUGAAAAAAAAAAUCUAGCUAUUCCACAAGAGGGAGCAGCUUCCAGCAGAAUUUUUAUUUUUGAUCUUAAAAGUUAAAGUUAAAAGGAGUUAAAAGGAUUGAAAGGUAUACAUUGAAGACUAGAGGGCAGACAUUUCCUCUGCACUCUCUGGAUUCCAAGGGUUGGGUUUUGAAGUAAGUGUACAUUGAUGUAGCUCUGUCUUCUUUUGGGAGAAAAAUACUGGAAAAAUUACUCCAGUUAGAAUUUGACCUUCAGUAUUUGCUUCUUAAAACAAAACCUGUCAGACCAUUGCUGAAACAUAAUAGUAACUGAUAUUUUGUGAGGUCAAUAAAAUACAAUAAUUUGGAUUCCC